Syngnathus acus (greater pipefish) is the source of this 2140-nucleotide messenger RNA. RefSeq names its product PAT1 homolog 2 (gene patl2). Gene Ontology annotation, biological process: deadenylation-dependent decapping of nuclear-transcribed mRNA; P-body assembly. NCBI's taxonomy places the organism in Eukaryota, Metazoa, Chordata, Actinopteri, Syngnathiformes, Syngnathidae. The transcript is spliced from 17 exons. Gene Ontology annotation, cellular component: P-body. The record is from RefSeq and is a predicted model, not a curated record. The coding region runs from base 1 to 1893 and encodes 630 amino acids. Gene Ontology annotation, molecular function: RNA binding.
AUGAGUGAUUCACAGCGAACUAAAGUAGCUGAAGAAGUAGAAGAGCUCCAGUGGCCAGAAAAUGGAGAUAAAUGGAGUGAAGGGGAGCCCCAUGAGACCAGCAUGCUCCUGCAGGCCAUGGCGGAGGAUGACGAGGAGAUCAAUAUUCACAACGAGGAGACUUUUGGCAUGGAUGUCGACGCACAGGUGACCCCAAACGGGCCCAAAAACACCCUCCUUGAUUUUGGGGACCUGCCGCCUCUGCCCACCACGCCGCCGCCGCCUGACCCCAAACCGUCAUUGCCUCCCAGCUUGCCCUCGCCUCCCAUCCGGGUGCCCCAUUAUUGCAGAGGGCGAGGGAAGAAGAGGGGUCUGGGACUGGGUCUGCUCUUUGAAGACCCCGCCGUGAUGAAAGUCGUGGAAGGCCGGCCAAGUCUCAAGAGUAUGGAUAGCGCCAUUGUCGACUGUGGGAAUGUUAUGUGUCACCAUGAGAAUGUAAGUGCAUGUUUUAUGCCCAUGAUGCCAGGUCCCCCUUACUCCUGUCGGCCACUAACCCAGAUGCAGCAGUACAAUCAGACGGAAUUUGGGUACCCCAAAAACCAGCCACGUCAUUCCACCCCGCUGUCACUCACUCCCAAAAUGAUGCAGCUUCGUUUUGGGCCCGACUCACCAAGGCUGUCGCCUUUCUACAGCACCUUAUCGAGUCCAGUACAACAUUUCAGAUACCCUGACCCAGUAACCCAGCUCCACCCACAUCAUCAACGUAUACUCAACCAAAAACAACAUACAUUUCAGAGAAAACCGUACAAUUCGGAUCCUUACUGUAAUCUGAUGACAGCCAAGGAGAAGGACUGGAUCAUCCGUCUCCAGAUGAUUCAGCUGCAAAGUGAGAAUCCCUACCUUGAGGAUUACUACUAUCAGGAGUACUACAGGCGGAUGGAAGCCAAGAUGGCAGAGGAGGAGCUGGGGCUCAAGAGCAAGCGGGUGCCCCCCAAACUCACCACUCCGUACAUCACAAAAACCGAAGCCUACGCACCAGUGGUCCACAUUGAAGGCUCCCUGGGUCAAGUGGCGGUCUCCACUUGCUACUCUCCCCGCCGUGCCAUCGGGGCUGUUCACGCCGUUCAAGUUCAUGGUCCACUUGAGGAGAAAAAAGACAUGACACGGCAACGACUGGAACUUCUGAGCGAAAUUGAAAAGCUGUUUAUAGUUCUGUUAGAGGUGGAAGAGUCGGGCAGGACCAACGCCAAAGUCUUGUCCGGGCCUGAGGAGAGGAGGUUGAUGGAGAAGACUCAGAGGAAAGUGGAGCAGAUCUACUCCAGGAUGCAGCACCAUCAUGCCCUAAAUUCCGAAGGGGAGUUUCUUCCUUUCCUUGUGGUCUCAAAGGGCAAAAAGCUUCUUGCCCGCUUUUUGCCCUUCUUGAAGCGUGACUUGGCCAUCCACAUCCUGAGGGUCAUCACCGCCAAUCUUCCGACGCUGAUGAGCAGAGACACCGAAGAGAACCUCCCGGUGCUCUACCCUCCUCUUCGAAACGUGAUCGAAAGCCUGACCUUCAGUCAGCUGAUCGAGAUCCUCCGAGUUUUGACCUCGUCGGAGAAUCUGUCCACGAAUGAGUGUCUCUCGCUGGCGUGCCAGAACAAGUUUGGGAUCUCGCUGCUUUAUGCUCUGCUGUCCCGCGGUGAGAAGUUGCUGUCCUCUGGUGUUGCUCUGGAGCCCAGCAUUGGUGACUUUGAGACAUGGACGGACACAAUAUUCCAAGUGGCGGGGCAGCUUUCCCAGUGUUCGCUGGUGGAGCCGCUCCUCCUGCCCUCCAACGUUCUGACGCUCUUCUGCCGCUACCUGGACAAGCGCACGGUGCACCAGCUAAAAAGCAAUAUGAAGUCUGCGACAGGAGGCCUGGCACUUCCAUCCUGAGGACGACUGAGUUGUGUCAAGCAAAGGCGGAAGUUGCACUUAGGCUUGUUUUAAUGAACAAGCUUAUUGUCAUGUUUCUAUUUCUUUCCCCCACUUAUUUGUGCACACCCACAAACUGUUUCCUUACUUUUAUUUUUGGUCCCCUUUGUUGCUCUCAAGCAGGCUAGAUUAUGAUGUUGAGGAUUGUGUCGUAAUAUUUAUGAUUGUACAGUCAAAUCUAUGGUUUAUAUGUAGUAAUCGCCAAGUU